Molecule: messenger RNA, 4395 nt
Organism: Lagenorhynchus albirostris (white-beaked dolphin)
Lineage: Eukaryota; Metazoa; Chordata; Mammalia; Artiodactyla; Delphinidae
Gene: SETDB1
Product: SET domain bifurcated histone lysine methyltransferase 1
Exons: 22
Coding region: 101-3991 (1296 amino acids)
Biological process (GO): heterochromatin organization; negative regulation of gene expression
Cellular component (GO): nucleus
Molecular function (GO): zinc ion binding; histone H3K9 methyltransferase activity; protein binding
Source: RefSeq, a predicted model, not a curated record
CUCACGCUUCUUCCCCUCCCCCUGCUCCCUUUUCCGUUUGGUUUCGUUCUUUCCUACAGAGGCCGACCCCUGAGUCGUGAGUCUGGUUGAGGACAACAGUAUGUCCUCCCUCCCUGGGUGCAUUGGUUUGGAUGCAGCAACAGCUGCAGUGGAGUCUGAAGAGAUUGCAGAGCUGCAACAAGCAGUGGUUGAGGAGCUGGGUAUAUCUAUGGAGGAACUUCGGCAGUUCAUUGAUGAAGAACUGGAAAAGAUGGACUGUAUACAGCAGCGCAAGAAGCAACUAGCAGAGUUGGAGACAUGGGUAAUACAGAAGGAAUCUGAGGUGGCCCAUGUUGACCAGCUGUUUGAUGAUGCAUCCAGGGCAGUGACUAAUUGUGAGUCUUUGGUGAAGGACUUUUACUCCAAACUGGGACUACAGUACCGGGACAGUAGUUCUGAAGAUGAAGCUUCCCGGCCUACAGAAAUAAUUGAGAUUCCUGAUGAAGACGAUGAUGUCCUCAGUAUUGAUUCAGGUGAUGCUGGGAGCAGAACUCCAAAAGACCAGAAGCUCCGUGAAGCUAUGGCUGCCUUAAGAAAGUCAGCUCAAGAUGUCCAGAAGUUCAUGGAUGCUGUCAACAAGAAGAGCAGUUCCCAGGAUCUACACAAAGGAACCUUGAGUCAAAUGUCUGGAGAAUUGAGUAAAGAUGGUGACCUGGUGGUUAGCAUGCGCAUUCUGGGCAAGAAGAGAACUAAGACGUGGCACAAAGGCACCCUUAUUGCCAUCCAGACGGUUGGGCCAGGGAAGAAGUACAAGGUGAAAUUUGACAACAAAGGAAAGAGUCUUCUGUCAGGGAACCAUAUUGCCUAUGAUUACCACCCUCCUGCUGACAAGCUGUAUGUGGGCAGUCGAGUAGUGGCCAAAUACAAAGAUGGGAAUCAGGUCUGGCUCUACGCUGGCAUUGUAGCUGAGACACCAAACGUCAAAAACAAGCUCAGGUUUCUCAUUUUCUUUGAUGACGGCUACGCUUCCUAUGUUACACAGUCUGAACUGUAUCCCAUUUGCCGGCCACUGAAAAAGACUUGGGAGGACAUAGAAGACAUCUCCUGCCGAGACUUCAUAGAGGAGUAUAUCACUGCUUACCCCAACCGCCCCAUGGUUUUGCUCAAGAGUGGACAGCUUAUCAAGACUGAGUGGGAAGGCACGUGGUGGAAGUCCCGAGUUGAGGAGGUGGACGGCAGCCUAGUCAGGAUCCUCUUCCUGGAUGACAAAAGAUGUGAAUGGAUCUAUCGAGGCUCUACACGGCUGGAGCCCAUGUUCAGCAUGAAGACAUCCUCAGCCUCUACGCUAGAGAAGAAGCAAGGCGGACAGCUCAGGACACGUCCAAAUAUGGGUGCUGUGAGGAGCAAAGGUCCCGUGGUCCAGUACACUCAGGAUCUGACCAGUACUGGAACCCAGUUCAAGCCAGUGGAGCCCCCUCAGCCUACAGCUCCACCUGCCCCACUUGCCCCACCUGCCCCACCUGGUCCACCUCUGUCCCCCCAGGCAGGUGACAGUGAAAGCUUGGAAAGCCAGCUUGCCCAAUCUCGGAAGCAGGUAGCCAAAAAAAGCACAUCCUUCCGGCCAGGAUCUGUGGGCUCUGGUCAUUCCUCCCCUACAUCGCCUGCACUCAGUGAAAAUGCUCCUGGUGGGAAACCUGGGAUCAGUCAGACACAUAGAUCACCUUUAGGAUCCACAACCUCUGCUCCAGCACCCCCAGCACCCCCAGCUCCCCCAGCACCCCCAGCCUUCCAUGGCAUGCUGGAGCGGGCCCCGGCAGAGCCCUCCUACCGCGCCCCUAUGGAGAAGCUUUUCUACUUACCUCAUGUCUGCAGCUAUACUUGUCUGUCUCGAGUCAGACCUAUGAGAAAUGAGCAGUAUCGGGGCAAGAACCCUCUCCUAGUCCCACUACUGUAUGACUUCCGGCGGAUGACAGCCCGGCGCCGAGUUAACCGCAAGAUGGGCUUUCAUGUUAUCUAUAAGACACCCUGUGGCCUCUGCCUUCGGACAAUGCAAGAGAUUGAGCGCUACCUUUUUGAGACAGGCUGUGACUUCCUCUUCCUGGAGAUGUUCUGUUUGGAUCCAUAUGUUCUUGUGGACCGAAAGUUUCAGCCCUAUAAGCCUUUUUACUAUAUUUUGGACAUCACCUAUGGGAAGGAAGAUGUUCCUCUGUCCUGUGUCAAUGAGAUUGACACAACUCCCCCACCUCAGGUGGCCUACAGCAAGGAACGAAUCCCGGGCAAGGGUGUUUUCAUUAACACAGGCGCUGAAUUUCUGGUUGGCUGUGACUGCAAAGAUGGGUGCCGGGACAAGUCCAAGUGUACCUGCCAUCAGCUAACUGUCCAGGCUACAGCCUGCACCCCAGGCGGCCAAAUCAACUCUAACUCUGGCUACCAGUACAAGAGACUAGAAGAGUGUCUUCCCACAGGAGUUUAUGAGUGUAACAAACGCUGCAAUUGUGACCCAAACAUGUGCACAAACCGGUUGGUGCAGCAUGGACUGCAGGUUCGACUGCAGCUCUUCAAGACCCAGAACAAGGGCUGGGGUAUCCGCUGCUUGGAUGACAUUGCCAAAGGCUCCUUUGUCUGUAUCUAUGCAGGCAAAAUCCUGACAGAUGACUUUGCCGACAAGGAGGGCCUGGAAAUGGGUGAUGAAUAUUUUGCCAAUCUGGACCAUAUCGAGAGCGUGGAGAACUUCAAGGAAGGUUAUGAGAGUGAUGUCCCCUGUUCCUCUGACAGCAGUGGUGUAGACUUGAAGGACCAGGAAGAUGGCAACAGCGGUACAGAGGACCCCGAAGAGUCCAAUGACGAUAGCUCAGAUGAUAACUUCUGUAAGGAUGAGGACUUCAGCACCAGCUCGGUGUGGCGCAGCUAUGCUACCCGGCGGCAGACCCGGGGCCAGAAGGAGAAUGGAUUGUCUGAGAUGCCUUCCAAGGACUCUCGCCCCCCAGACCUUGGGCCCCCACGUGUUCCUGUCCCUCCGUCAAUCCCUGUAGGUGGCUGCAAUCCACCUUCCUCUGAAGAGACACCCAAGAACAAAGUGGCCUCGUGGUUGAGCUGCAAUAGUGUCAGUGAAGGUGGCUUUGCUGACUCUGAUAGCCGUUCAUCCUUCAAAACUAGUGAAGGUGGGGAAGGUCACGCUGGGGGAGGCAGAGGGGAGGCUGAGAAGGCUUCCACCUCAGGGCUGGGCUUCAAGGAUGAGGGUGACAUCAAGCAGCCCAAGAAAGAGGACCCUGAUGACCGGAACAAGAUGUCAGUAGUUACUGAAAGCUCUCGAAAUUAUGGUUACAAUCCUUCUCCCGUGAAGACUGAAGGACUUCGCCGCCCACCAAGUAAGACUAGCAUGCAUCAGAGCCGACGACUCAUGGCCUCUGCUCAGUCAAACCCUGACGACAUCCUGACACUGUCCAGCAGCACAGAAAGUGAGGGGGAAAGCGGGACCAGCCGAAAGCCCACUGCUGGUCAGACUUCAGCCACAGCCGUUGACAGUGAUGAUAUCCAGACCAUCUCCUCUGGCUCUGAAGGGGAUGACUUUGAGGACAAGAAGAACAUGUCUGGUCCAAUGAAGCGCCAAGUGGCAGUAAAAUCAACCCGGGGUUUUGCUCUUAAAUCAACCCAUGGGAUUGCCAUUAAAUCAACCAACAUGGCAUCCGUGGAAAAGGGAGAGAGUGCACCUGUUCGAAAGAACACACGCCAAUUCUACGAUGGGGAGGAGUCUUGCUACAUCAUCGAUGCCAAGCUUGAAGGCAACCUGGGCCGCUACCUCAAUCACAGCUGCAGCCCCAACCUGUUUGUCCAGAAUGUCUUCGUGGAUACUCAUGAUCUUCGCUUCCCGUGGGUGGCCUUCUUUGCCAGCAAGAGAAUCCGGGCUGGGACAGAACUCACCUGGGACUACAACUACGAGGUGGGCAGCGUGGAGGGCAAGGAGCUGCUUUGCUGCUGUGGGGCCAUCGAAUGCAGAGGGCGUCUUCUUUAGAGGACAGCCUUCUUCCUAACCUUCCGAACCCUUCCUGAACUGCCCUUUCCUCAGGAACUGGGUCUUCCUGACUGUUGAAUUCUGACCCCCAGGUCUCUAGUCUGGCUACUCCCCCAGCUCCUAGUAGAUAGAAAUGGGGGUUCUGGAUCAGGAGAUCCCUUCCACUGUGGUGCUAGCAGGCAGGGCCCCUCCCCCACCUCCUGAGGCAUAGAGGUGGGAGAGGUCACCACUCUAACCUAGGCCUGACAUCCCUUCAGUCCUCCUGUUGCUCACCCCUCCCAUCCUACAUUUGUUCAGGUGUUCAUGCUUCUAACAGACUUUAUUCCUAGAAUGAGGGCUGUGUAUUUUAUUAUCCCUGGUUUGUAUUGUUUCUUGAAAGUCUUUUAACAAGAUGUUAAAACUAA